Messenger RNA from Syzygium oleosum, 765 nucleotides. RefSeq lists its product as uncharacterized. NCBI's taxonomy places the organism in Eukaryota, Viridiplantae, Streptophyta, Magnoliopsida, Myrtales, Myrtaceae. The record is from RefSeq and is a predicted model, not a curated record. The transcript has a single exon. Bases 1 to 765 code for a protein of 254 amino acids.
AUGGCCGAAAUAAGUCAGAAACUCCAGGAUCCUCCGCCUGCACAUGCCACCGAGGCUUCUGUCCCCACCUCGUCAGGGCAUACUCCCCCGUUAGCCAUUGAUCCACAUGCCACGGAUCCUCCUGAAAAGGGGACAGCAUCAGAUUCCCCUUCUGUCACACCGAUCAUUGUAAAUCUGGACCCUGUUCCAAGGGAGGAGCCUAUCUCCCGCCUCGAUGAGGAAAGCGCAAGGCGCUUAGCCAAGAUGGAGGAACGACUCUGUGUUCUUCAAGGGUAUGAGAUGCGAGGGGUUGAUAAGUUAUCUCCAUAUGCUAAAGUAAAAGUCCCUGAAGCCUUCAAGGAACCGGAAUUUAGCAUGAAAUAUGAUGGCACCGGUUGCCCUAAGACUCAUCUCAAGUAUUACUUGAGAAAAAUGGCUCGUUAUUCCGACAACGUACCACUCCUCAUCCAGACCUUCCAAGAUAGCUUGAUUGGCCCUGCCUUGUCAUGGUUCAUUGCGCUGGAUGUUGAGACGAUCACAGCAUGGGAAGAUCUUGCCGAAGAGUUCCUUCAGCAGUACAGGUUCAACUCUGAAAUCAUCCCCACGAGAGAAGACUUGGUUCGGCUAGAAAAGAGAAGGAAUGAACCUUUCAAGGCAUUCGCUCAAAGGUGGAGGACGAUGGCAUCACAAGUAAAGCCCCCGCUGAUCGAGAGAGAGAUGAGGCAACUUUUUCUGAAAACCCUGCCACCUGAGUAUUUUCACGGAAUGUUAACUUCUGGAUGUUAA